Messenger RNA from Octodon degus (degu), 4933 nucleotides. RefSeq names its product nuclear receptor binding SET domain protein 3 (gene Nsd3). The record is from RefSeq and is a predicted model, not a curated record. Bases 461 to 4777 code for a protein of 1438 amino acids. Lineage: Eukaryota; Metazoa; Chordata; Mammalia; Rodentia; Octodontidae. Gene Ontology annotation, cellular component: chromatin; nucleus. The transcript has 24 exons. Gene Ontology annotation, molecular function: histone H3K36 methyltransferase activity. Gene Ontology annotation, biological process: regulation of DNA-templated transcription.
GGCGGAGGCCGAGGCCAGGGCUGCGCCCAGGGCGCCGCGGAGGGCGCGCGGACUCCGAGCGAGUCCAGAGGACCGCGCUGUCCCCGGCCGUCACCUCAGGUUCCGCUCGGGCACCGGCGGAGGCGCGGCGACCCCAGUCCCGCCGUCUGCCCGCCCACGUUACCUCCCCGCAGCCUCGCUACUACCGCAGCGCGCCCGGCCGGGCUCGGCCGUGGCCCACUUCGGUGCCCGCCGCUAUGGCAGGGGCGCCCGGCACGGGGGAAAUCUAGUCCCGGGCUUUUAUGAGGCCUAGCUUGGUUGUGUCUCGUCCCCCGCGGCCGAGGCCCCUGCCCAUAGACUAGCCCCAUUCCGGGCCUCCGUGUCUCUCCUGUGAUCGCGCUGACACGGCCCGGAGGUUAGAAUGGAACAAACUGAAGGCCCGAUGAGAGAAAGGGACAGUUAAGGAUGCUGGAGCAGAACAAUGGAUUUCUCUUUCUCUUUCAUGCAAGGGAUCAUGGGAAACACAAUUCAGCAACCACCUCAACUCAUUGACUCCGCCAACAUCCGUCAGGAGGAUGCCUUUGAUAACAACAGUGACAUUGUUGAAGAUGGUGGCCAGACACCAUAUGAAGCUACCUUGCAGCAAGGCUUUCAGUACCCACCUACAACAGAUGACCUUCCUCCACUUACAAAUGGCUACCCACCAUCAAUCAGCAUGUAUGAAACUCAAUCCAAAUACCAGUCAUAUAAUCAGUAUCCCAACGGAUCAGCCAAUGGCUUUGGUGCAGUUAGAAACUUUAGCCCCACUGAAUAUUACCAUUCAGAAAUUCCAAAUACAAGACCACAUGAAAUUCUAGAAAAACCUUCACCUCCUCAGCCACCUCCUCCUCCUUCGGUACCACAAACUGUGAUUCCAAAGAAGACUGGCUCACCUGAAAUUAAACUAAAAAUAACCAAAACUAUCCAGAAUGGCAGGGAAUUGUUUGAGUCUUCACUUUGUGGAGACCUUUUAAAUGAAGUACAGGCAACUGAACACAUAAAGUCAAAGCAUGAAAGUAGAAAAGAAAAAAGGAAAAAAAGCAACAAGCAUGACUCAUCUAGAUCUGAAGAGCGCAAAUCACACAAAAUCCCCAAAUUAGAAGCUGAAGAGCAAAAUAGACCAAAUGAGAGGGUGGACUCUGCACCAGAAAGACCAAGAGAAGAGGCAGUGCUCAAAGAUGCUAUCCCGAUUCAGCCAAUACUGUCUUCUGCCCCAACCACAGAAGUGACCACUGGUGUUAAGUUUCAGGUUGGCGAUCUUGUUUGGUCCAAGGUGGGAACCUAUCCUUGGUGGCCUUGUAUGGUUUCAAGUGAUCCCCAGCUCGAGGUUCAUACCAAAAUUAAUACAAGAGGUGCCCGGGAAUAUCAUGUCCAGUUUUUUAGCAACCAGCCAGAGAGGGCAUGGGUUCAUGAAAAGCGGGUGAGGGAGUAUAAAGGUCAUAAACAGUAUGAAGAACUACUGGCUGAAGCAACCAAACAAGCCAGCAAUCACUCUGAAAAACAAAAGAUUCGGAAACCCCGACCUCAGAGAGAACGAGCCCAAUGGGAUAUUGGCAUUGCUCAUGCAGAAAAAGCAUUGAAAAUGACUCGAGAAGAAAGAAUAGAACAGUAUACUUUUAUCUAUAUUGAUAAACAGCCUGAAGAGGCUUUAUCCCAAACAAAAAAGAAUGCUGCCUCUAAGACCGAAGUUAAAAAACCCCGAAGACCAAGAUCUGUGUUGAAUACUCAACCAGAACAGACCAAUGCAGGGGAGGUGGCCUCUUCACAGUCAAGUACUGACCUUCGGAGACACAGUCAGAGGCGGCACACAAGUGUGGGAGAGGAAGAACCGCCCCCUGUUAAAAUAGCCUGGAAAACAGCAGCCGCAAGGAAAUCCUUACCAGCUUCCAUUACAAUGCACAAAGGGAGCCUGGAUUUGCAGAAGUGUAACAUGUCCCCAGUUGUAAAAAUUGAACAAGUAUUUGCGCUUCAGAAUGCAACAGGAGAUGGGAAGUUUAUUGAUCAGUUUGUUUAUUCAACAAAGGGAAUUGGUAACAAAACGGAAAUAAGUGUCAGGGGGCAAGACAGGCUUAUAAUUUCUUCACCAAACCAGAGAAAUGAAAAGCCAACACAAAGUAUAUCAUCUCCUGAAACAACAUCUGGUCCUACAGGCCCAGUAGAAAAGAAGCAGCAGAGAAGAUCGAUUAGGACUCGUUCUGAAUCAGAGAAGUCCUCGGAAGCUGUGCCAAAGAAGAAGAUCAAAAAGGAGCAGGUUGAAGCAGUUCCUCAGGCUACAGUGAAGACUGGAUUACAGAAAGGUGCCAGCGAGAUUUCAGAUUCCUGUAAGCCUCUAAAGAAAAGGAGUCGCGCCUCAACCGAUGUAGAAAUGACUAGUUCAGCCUACAGAGACACCUCUGACUCCGAUUCUAGAGGACUGAGUGAUCUGCAGGUAGGCUUUGGAAGACAAGUAGAUAGCCCAUCAGCUGCUGCAGAUGCAGAUGUUUCUGAUGUGCAGUCCGUGGAUUCAAGUUUGUCCAGAAGAGGCAUUGGAAUAAGUAGGAAAGACACUGUAUGUCAGAUCUGUGAAAGCUCUGGUGACUCUUUGGUUCCUUGCGAGGGAGAGUGCUGCAGACACUUUCACCUGGAGUGCCUGGGAUGGACAUCAGUCCCCGAUGAGAAGUUCAUAUGCACAGAAUGUAAAACCGGGCAGCAUCCAUGUUUUUCAUGUAAGGUGCCUGGUGAAGAUGUAAAACGUUGUUCUGUUGGUGCUUGUGGAAAGUUUUAUCAUGAAGCCUGUGUCCGAAAAUUCUCCUCUGCCAUCUUUGAAUCAAAGGGAUUCCGCUGUCCCCAGCACUGCUGCUCUGCCUGCUCUAUGGAGAAAGAUAUCCACAAAGCAAGUAAAGGACGCAUGAUGAAAUGUUUGAGAUGUCCAGUUGCCUAUCACUCUGCAGAUGCUUGUAUUGCUGCAGGAAGCGUAUUUGUAUCCUCCUACGUUCUCAUUUGUAGUGAUCAUUCCAAGCGGAGCAACAAUUCUGCUGCUGCUGUAAAUGUAGGCUUUUGUUUCGUUUGUGCCAGAGGGCUGAUAGUUCAGGACCAUUCAGACCCCAUGUUCAGUUCCUAUGCCUAUAAGUCCCACUACCUACUGAAUGAAUCAAAUCGUGCUGAGUUGAUGAAAUUACCUAUGAUUCCUUCUUCGUCAGCUUCCAAAAAGAAAUGUGAGAAAGGUGGAAGACUGCUCUGCUGUGAAUCCUGCCCAGCUUCCUUUCAUCCGGAAUGUUUGAACAUAGAUACGCCAGAAGGCUGCUGGAAUUGUAAUGACUGUAAAGCUGGCAAGAAACUGCAUUACAAACAGAUUGUUUGGGUCAAACUGGGAAAUUACAGAUGGUGGCCAGCAGAGAUCUGCAAUCCCAGGUCUGUACCGCUGAACAUCCAAGGCCUUAAACAUGACUUAGGAGACUUCCCCGUGUUCUUCUUUGGUUCUCAUGACUACUAUUGGGUGCACCAAGGCAGAGUGUUCCCAUAUGUUGAAGGAGACAAAAGCUUUGCUGAGGGGCAGACUAGUAUUAACAAGACCUUCAAGAAAGCACUGGAAGAAGCUGCAAAACGUUUCCAGGAAUUGAAAGCACAAAGAGAAAGUAAAGAAGCACUAGAGGUUGAAAAAAACUCAAGAAAACCUCCUCCUUACAAACACAUCAAAGCUAACAAAGUCAUAGGGAAGGUACAGAUCCACGUUGCUGACCUGUCAGAGAUCCCCCGCUGUAACUGCAAGCCUGCUGAUGAGAACCCCUGUGGCUUGGAAUCGCAGUGUCUGAACAGAAUGUUGCAAUACGAGUGUCACCCACAGGUGUGCCCAGCUGGAGACCGUUGUCAGAACCAGUGCUUUACAAAGAGGCUGUACCCAGAUGCGGAGAUCAUCAAAACAGAGCGGAGAGGCUGGGGCCUCAGGACCAAAAGGAGCAUCAAGAAGGGCGAAUUUGUAAAUGAAUAUGUUGGUGAAUUAAUUGAUGAAGAAGAAUGCAGACUUCGAAUCAAGCGAGCUCACGAGAACAGUGUAACUAAUUUUUAUAUGUUAACUGUUACCAAGGACCGUAUAAUUGACGCUGGCCCAAAAGGAAAUUAUUCUCGUUUUAUGAACCACAGUUGUAAUCCAAAUUGUGAAACACAGAAAUGGACAGUGAAUGGAGAUGUUCGAGUUGGACUCUUUGCUCUUUGUGAUAUCCCUGCAGGCAUGGAGUUGACAUUCAAUUACAACUUGGACUGUCUGGGCAAUGGAAGGACAGAGUGCCACUGUGGCGCAGACAACUGCAGUGGCUUCCUAGGAGUGCGGCCAAAGGCGGCAUGUGCAUCCACAGCUGAAGAGAAAGCAAAAAAUGCCAAGUUAAAGCAGAAAAGACGAAAAGUGAAAACAGAACCAAAGCAGAUGCAUGAAGAUUAUUGUUUUCAAUGUGGAGAUGGUGGAGAGCUAGUCAUGUGUGACAAGAAAGACUGUCCCAAAGCAUACCACCUCCUAUGCCUUAACUUGACUCAGCCACCGUAUGGCAAGUGGGAGUGUCCGUGGCAUCAGUGCGACGCCUGCAGCAGUGCAGCCAUCUCCUUCUGCGAGUUCUGUCCACACUCAUUUUGCAAGGAUCACGCGAAGGGGGCUCUGGUUGCCUCUGCACUGGAGGGCCGUCUCUGCUGCUCUGAGCAUGACCCUAUGUCACCUGUGUCACCAGAGUACUGGAGCAAGAUCAAAUGUAAAUGGGAAUCCCAGGAUCACGGAGAAGAGGCAAAGGAAUAAAUGAAUGACGACCCCCCUUUCUGUUUAAAUGAGAUGAAGAAAGCAAGCGGAUACUGCAUUUUAAAAGCAAGAGACUGCUACGUGCACACAGCCUCUGCCCAUCAGGACUGCCUUAUGAAAGCAAAGAUGGGAGACCGGUUCACAUGGGCAGAAGCA